Messenger RNA from Penicillium maclennaniae, 1848 nucleotides. RefSeq lists its product as uncharacterized. The transcript has a single exon. Lineage: Eukaryota; Fungi; Ascomycota; Eurotiomycetes; Eurotiales; Aspergillaceae. The coding region runs from base 1 to 1848 and encodes 615 amino acids. The record is from RefSeq and is a predicted model, not a curated record.
AUGGGUGAUCCAGUGCGUCCCAGUGAUGAUGAAUUCAACCAAGUCCUUCAAGACAGCUUCAAAACAUGGUCAUCUUGUUUGCCUGCUAAGAGCGAAGAUCACCUACUACCGCGGCACGCCAUAGACUUGAAACCCCUCGCCGGUCAGACCCCACCCUUCCUUGGUGCUGGCCUUGUUUCUCCCGAAGAGAUCUCAUUCGCUUGUGAGGAGAAGCAAUCAGACGGCAGUCUUGUGACAAACGGCCGGUCCACAUGGAGAACCUCAAAAAGAAUCUGUGACCUUCAGCCGAGAGUCCUGCCGAAGCAACUUCUCUUAGCAGUUGAUGGUCGACAAUCUGUGAGGCUCUCUGAAGAUUCUCCCUUGUCAGAAUGGCCCGGGGUAAAAGGAGUCUCCGGUUACGACAACGGAAAUUACAUUGCAAUCCUUUACUUCGCUUGGGCCUACAUCCUAUCUGCUCGAUGGGUUGAAAUACUUGAUCGCUCUACGGACCAUGAAUGUCACAUGGGCUACACUAUGCAAGAAGUGGAGAGUCCGCUGCCCCCCAAUGCGCAACCCUUGAUUGAAAUUGAGCUCGGCGAAGACGUUGGUGUGGAAGAAGCUCUCUGGUGGCGCACCAUCUUGUGUCCUGACGACGGCUGGAAUGCAACCACCAAAUACAAUGGCCAUGUCUAUUUUUCGCCGUGGUCGGUGUCUGCGAAACAUGCUGGAUUGUCCGUCACUACAUCAGCUUUAAUGGUUUCCGAACCAGAGCCGGCAUCAUCGGUGACCGCUCUGAAAUACCUCUCUCGGUUUUGUGUGCUCCAUCAUCUUUACGCACAGUGCUCAGCCGCCCUUGCUGGGGUACUCUUUAUCCCAUUUAUGAGCAGCAGUACGAUUUUCCUUCCGUUUCCGAAACAAACAUCCCGACUGGAACUAAACGAGCGUGUCAGCGACUCUUCUGUUUCUAUCCCGAAUCUUCUCAAUGAUCUCAGAGAAUUGCUUCCUAAAUACAUGACGCUCAGUUCCAAUCCGUGGGGUCUACGCUCUCUUCUAUGCAGCACCUUCUUCAAUCCCGACAUCGAAUGUAACUUUGUCAGUGCCUGGUUGAACCCGGCUUUUGCAAUUCUUCAUUCGAUCUCUGCAAAGAAAAUUGCAGUGGCCGCAUUGCUGGCAAAUCGACAGCCUCGGCUGGGCAUACUCUGGCUUGGUGCAAUUCUCGCAAGCCUGGCAGACUCGGUCCUACGAGACAUACGGACAGGGGCGACGGCUGUGGAUCUUCAAGCAUCUGCCUGGAGCGAAAUAACGCAGACGUUCCUGACUUUGAAUACGAGGGGCAGUCAUGGUGAUUUCAUAGGUCGUGAUGACGAAUGUCGACUGCUUUUCAUCACAGCUUGUGAAGGCUAUGAUCGGCCUCCAAUCUGGCUUUGGAAGCCCUUCGGCUUUACGAAGCUUUGCGAUACAGAGAUCUUGGUGCGACAACAUGCUCAAUGUGCCGCUCAUUGUUUAGAGUACGAAUCGUGGGAGUGGAUAUUAACGAACGGCAACUCAAUUCGGGACUGUGCAACAGAAAACACGCAGGCUCCUGUCGAAGCAUCAAAUACAUCCGCCAACGUGAUAUUGGCUAGACUUGACGAUUACAGCUAUGAUCACCAUUCGCAAUUGCUCUCAGAAGAAGACACCCGUGGGAUAUUCGAAUGGCUAAGAUCGACGGGGUAUCCUCACAACGAAAAAUUGAUUUACCAACAUUCUUGGUUGGACUUGGAGGACCCGGAUGAAGAAGAGGAGUCUGAAGAUGAUGAAUCAGAUAUGGAAACACAAUGGAGUGGGAAGAGAAGGCACGUUGAAAGCUGGCUCGAGAGUAUCGGAUAG